This is a messenger RNA of Centruroides sculpturatus (bark scorpion), 793 nucleotides long. RefSeq lists its product as uncharacterized. The record is from RefSeq and is a predicted model, not a curated record. Bases 39 to 431 code for a protein of 130 amino acids. The transcript is spliced from 3 exons. Lineage: Eukaryota; Metazoa; Arthropoda; Arachnida; Scorpiones; Buthidae.
UCAUAUAUAACAUUGAUUUGUACACUUAGACUUUAAGGAUGUUGUGGCAACUUUUUACACUUAUUUUCUGUGUAGUUCUGUUGAUAUUUGGUGUAAAAUGGAAUCAUUACAAGCAGUUAAAUCGUCUAAAAGAGUGUAAUUUACCUAUCUCUCCAUUACCUAAUAUAAUUUAUUCAUUUUUUAAAUCAAUGCUGAUGAGAAAAAAUUCAGAUUUUAAUCCUAAUAUUUGGAUUUUCCAAUACGUACAAGCCAAUAGUCUUUUCUACGACAAGGAAAGAAUGUUUGCUUUUAAUGUAGGCGGAAAUGUUAUUUUACAUUUGUACAAACCAGAAUAUAUGGAAAUGAUUGUAAACAGUCACACGGUUCUAGAUAAAGGUUGGAUAUAUAAUUUUUUUAAAGCGUGGCUUGGAAAUGGAUUAAUUACAAGGUAAAUUUAAUCUCAACUUUCAUUGAUAAAACAGAAUAAACACUAUUAAUAUUUAAAAGAGUGAGUAUUUGUAGUCUAAACGUAGAAUAACUUCUGUGCGGUUAGAUAAUCAUUCUAUUCCACUAUAAUUGACAAGUACUACACUUACUACGUUUCCAUUGUUUCCUCGUGUUUGCUAAUGCCGAUAUCGUCAAUAUGUUUAAUGACACGCGUUUUAUUUCUCACAAUUGCAAUCACAAGAUCAGAAUCGGUGUUAUUAAGAUGCUAAGAGACUUAGUUUUACUCCACAUGAUCUUACGAUGAUAAUAUGAUUCGUUGGAUCGCUCAUUUUUCUUUCUUGAGUUACAUCUUGAAUUUGUAAAUGAC